ACAGAAACUAUAAUCGGCAGACAAUUCGAUGAAACCGAACACGAUAUCAAGUUGUAUUCACAGCGUUGCACCCUUGCUAUGGAAUAUAUCUGCGAGUUAUCAACCAAUUUCAUUUAUUUAAAUGGAUUCGUUCGAGACAUAGCAAAAAAGACGAUUUUUAAGGAAUCGUCUGAAAUGAUUGACAUACUUCACUCAGUUAUUGUUGAGACCCUAGAUAACUAUAAAACAAUGCGAGGUGUUCAUCCCAGCUAUCUUGAGAAUGUCGCUACGGUAAUGGAACAUUUAGACAGAGCCGUUCAGGAUGAUAAGCUCACAAGAGACGAUACUAUACGGGAACUAAUGCACGUAUUUAUAGGGUCAUUUGAAGGUUCUGCUUCCACUGUUUAUUUUGCCUUCAUUCUGCUGGGUAUGCAUCCUGAAAUUCAAGAACGCGCCUAUGAGGAGUUAUGCAGCAUUUUUCCCGACUACAACGAUGAUGAAGAAUUCGAAGUGACUUUUGAUCAUAUGGGUCAGAUGGUAUACCUCGAUAUGAUUAUAAAAGAAACUAUGCGACUUUUUCCUAUAAUAUCAUUUAUGGGACGUACAGUAACAGGUGGAGAUCUAAAACUCAGCAAUGGUGUGGUCUUACCUGAUGGUCUAGACGUUUUACUUGAUGUCUAUAAUUUGCAUCGCAGCAAAGAGUUCUGGGGCCCAGAUGCCGAUAAAUUCAAUCCUGAUAAUUUCCUUCCAGCUAAUGUAGAAAAGAGGGAUCCCUGUGCAUAUAUUCCAUUUGCAAAAGGUCCUCGUAAUUGUAUAGAAACUGUCAUCGGCAGAGACUUAGCAAGGUCCCAUCUCAAUCCAAGGGAGUAUGCAGCAGGAAUCGCGGACGGCCUGGAAUACGCAUCGGAUUUGACUAGCAAUUUCCUUUAUUUAAAUUGCCUUGUUCGCAAAGUUGCAGUCCACACAAUAUUUAAAAAAGCUGUGACACUAUUUCAGAACAGCAUUGAAUUUGUUGCGGAGUCUAUAGAUAGUUUUCCUCAACUCCGAGGAAUGGAUCCCAGUUACGUGCAGAAUACAAAUACAGUUUUGGAUUCAGUGGUUAGCGCCAUUGAAAAUAAUGAAUUUCGAAGAGAAGAUAGCAUUAUGGGUCUUUACCAUAUACUUCUAGGGGCUUUUGAAACCAGUUCUGGAUCUACAUUUUUUAUUUUGUUAAUGUUGGCCAUGCAUCCCGAAAUACAGCAAUUGGCCUAUGAGGAACUAUGUGGUAUCUUUCCCAGUAAUGAUGACGAUGAUGGCGAGUUCUAUGUCACCUAUGAAAAUAUGGGUCAAAUGGUUUAUCUGGAUAGGAUUAUAAAUGAAACACUCCGCCUAUUUCCCAUUGUACCACAAGUGGGACGUAAAAUUGUUGGAGGCGAUUUGAAACUGAGCAAUGGUGUGAUUUUACCUGAAGGUCAACGAAUCAUUAUUGACAUUUUCGAUUUACAUCGCAGCAAAGAAAUUUGGGGUCCGGAUGCUUUAAAAUUUAAUCCGGAUAAUUUUCUUACCGAAAAUAUAAAAGGGAGGCAUCCUUAUUCUUUCAUACCCUUUACAAAGGGAAUACGUUUUUGCAUAGGAAUGCGUUAUGCCGAUAUUAGCAUCAAAGUGUCACUGGCCAAGUUGCUCAAAAGAUACACAUUUUCAACAACAGCAAAGAUUGAAGAAUUGAUUUGUGAAAAUCACAUUUCAUUACAUUUGACGAAUCAUCCUGUACUGAAGAUUGAGCGAAGAAGAACAGCGAAACUGUGAUAUGUAUAAAGUCUUGUUUAGGAAACACUUAUUUUUACAAAACAUUAAACAAUAUAAUAUAUAUAAAUAUAUAUU
Molecule: messenger RNA, 1839 nt
Organism: Stomoxys calcitrans (stable fly)
Lineage: Eukaryota; Metazoa; Arthropoda; Insecta; Diptera; Muscidae
Exons: 9
Coding region: 79-1764 (561 amino acids)
Molecular function (GO): oxidoreductase activity, acting on paired donors, with incorporation or reduction of molecular oxygen; iron ion binding; monooxygenase activity
Source: RefSeq, a predicted model, not a curated record